AUGUUUGAACAAGCGUUGUUACGUCGUAUUCUUGAUGGAAUAACUGAAGUCGUUUGCGCUCUACAGCAACUAGAACGGCCAACAGAAAAUUGGGAUGAUUGGUUAAUUCUGCAUGUCACUGAAAAAUUGGACCCUGCCACCAUAAGAGAAUGGAAAAGCUCACUUCAAAGCCCGAAUUCCAUUCCCACUUACUUGCAGCUGGAAAAGUUUUUGAAAAACCGUCUUCAAGGACUUGAUGCAAUGGCAGCUUGCUCUGGGUCAAGAGUACAAGUACCUGAUACUUCAGCCUCAUUCUCUCGAGCAAAUCCAAAGACACCUAAUCAAAAACAAACUCCAUUUCAACCAGUCCGCAGCCAUCAAGCAAAUUCCAACCAAUGCCCAAAAUGUUCUGCAAAGCAUGUGCUAAUGUUCUGUCCUGAUUUCAGGAACCAAACGCCAACACAAAGGCUGACAUUCGUGAUGAAAGAAAGGUUGUGUAAAAAUUGUUUAAAAGCUGAUCACGUGCAACAACAAUGUACAUCAGAGUUUACCUGUUUAAGAUGUCAUCAAAAACAUCACACAAUGUUACACGAUAGCAUUCAGUCUCAAAAACCCAACAUCAGCACAAACCAUAUGCAAACAAACAACACCUGUUCUGGCGCGAAGAAUCAUUGGUAA
Molecule: messenger RNA, 657 nt
Organism: Episyrphus balteatus (marmalade hoverfly)
Lineage: Eukaryota; Metazoa; Arthropoda; Insecta; Diptera; Syrphidae
Exons: 1
Coding region: 1-657 (218 amino acids)
Source: RefSeq, a predicted model, not a curated record